Molecule: messenger RNA, 7072 nt
Organism: Rhineura floridana
Lineage: Eukaryota; Metazoa; Chordata; Lepidosauria; Squamata; Rhineuridae
Gene: PIAS1
Product: protein inhibitor of activated STAT 1
Exons: 14
Coding region: 674-2626 (650 amino acids)
Biological process (GO): regulation of transcription by RNA polymerase II; protein sumoylation
Molecular function (GO): SUMO ligase activity; transcription coregulator activity; zinc ion binding
Source: RefSeq, a predicted model, not a curated record
AGUUUGCCUCCCCCGCUUGUAAAAGUGCUUUUCUUCUCUGCCUCCCCUUCCCAGAAAGCCUCCCCCCGGAUGAGCCUCCUGAGUCUACUCUCCCUCCUCCAUUCCGGGGGGUCCGUUUUCCUCUCUCCCCCCUGCAACUCCCCCCCCCCGCCUGCGAGGUUGUUCAGGGCUAGGUAGGACAGGAGACCUUCUGCCUAAGUUGUGGGAGACUCUUCCCCCCCCUUGCAUCACACCCCCAUGCACACACUCCUCGAGCUCGCUCAGUGGGUGCUUGCAGGCCAAGAAUUUGAGGAGUGGGUGUAGUUUAUGUAUUAUCCUCCCUCCGUCCCUCCCUCCAGUUCACUGAAUAAUCUAAAAGGGGUUCCCCUUCAUACAAAGCUGCCGCAUCUCUUUGGCCCAAGCUGUGUGUGGAGGGGGGGUUGGCCAGAAUUUGCCUUGAUUUUCUCUCUCUCUCUCCCCCACCACUUUCUGUUUCCCUUCGUUUCUACCCCCUCUCAGAUGCCAGAGGCUGAUAGAAUGGGUCUCUCUGGGGAGUUUUUGGAUGCUCUGAAAGUUGAUUCUGUUUCCCUGUGUGGGGGCACAACCUGCAGCGUGGGCUGUAGGCCCGAAUAGGUCCAUGCUCUGAUUCUUUUAAGAUUUAAGAUUUGUGUGUUGUCUGACUAGGGCUAAGAGGAUGGCUCUUUUUAAGCAAAUGGUGAUGAGCCUCCGAGUUUCUGAGCUGCAAGUGCUUCUGGGAUACGCGGGAAGGAACAAGCACGGCCGCAAACACGAACUCCUUACUAAAGCUCUGCAUUUGCUUAAAGCUGGCUGCAGUCCUGCUGUCCAAAUGAAAAUCAAAGAACUUUACAGGCGGCGGUUCCCACAGAAAAUCAUGACGCCUGCAGACUUGUCCAUCCCUAGCAUCCACUCAAGCUCCCUGUCAGCCACUUUGUCGCCCUCCGCCAUUCCACAGCUUGCUUAUGACAGCCACCCUGCAACUUUGCCAUUGCUCCCUGUUUCUGUCAUGGGACCUAAACAUGAAUUGGAACUGCCCCACCUUACUUCAGCGCUCCACCCAGUCCAUCCAGACAUAAAGCUUCAGAAGUUACCUUUUUAUGACUUGUUGGAUGAACUGAUAAAACCAACCAGUCUAGCAUCAGAUAAUAGCCAGAGGUUUCGGGAAACCUGCUUUGCAUUUGCCCUGACUCCACAGCAAGUGCAGCAGAUCAGCAGUUCCAUGGACAUUUCUGGAACCAAAUGUGACUUCACUGUGCAGGUCCAGCUAAGGUUUUGCUUGUCUGAGACCAGUUGCCCACAGGAAGAUCACUUCCCACCAAAUCUUUGCGUGAAAGUUAAUGGAAAACCAUGUAGCCUUCCUGGCUAUCUUCCACCAACCAAAAAUGGGGUUGAACCAAAGCGACCUAGUAGACCAAUCAACAUCACCUCACUUGUGCGACUGUCCACAACAGUACCAAACACAAUCGUCGUCUCGUGGACUGCAGAAAUAGGAAGAAAUUAUUCUAUGGCGGUCUACCUUGUCAAGCAGCUGUCUUCUACAGUGUUGUUGCAGAGGUUACGAGCGAAAGGCAUAAGGAAUCCUGACCAUUCCAGAGCACUAAUCAAAGAGAAACUAACUGCAGAUCCGGACAGUGAAAUUGCAACUACCAGCUUAAGAGUUUCUCUUCUAUGUCCACUUGGUAAAAUGCGGCUGGCAAUACCUUGCAGGUCCCUGACUUGUUCACAUCUGCAGUGCUUUGAUGCCACUUUGUACAUUCAAAUGAAUGAGAAGAAGCCCACCUGGGUUUGCCCUGUCUGUGAUAAGAAAGCACCCUACGAACACUUAAUAAUUGAUGGGCUGUUUAUGGAAAUCUUGAAAUACUGUACAGAUUGUGACGAAAUUCAGUUUAAGGAAGAUGGAUCCUGGGCUCCUAUGAGAUCAAAAAAAGAGACACAAGACGUGACUGCAUCUUUUAAUGGAGUGGAAGGCUGUUUAAGUUCGUCUGUGGAUCAUCAGGUGUCUUCUCAUCAGUCAAACAAAAAUAAGAAAGUUGAGGUGAUUGACUUAACUAUUGACAGCUCGUCAGAUGAAGAGGAGGAGGAACCAUCUGCAAAGAGGAGCUGCCCUUCCCUGUCUCCUGCAUCACCCAUUAACAAUAAGAGCAGCAGCAGCAUAUUAAGUCUGCCACACCAAGUUUCUCCUGUCUCAAGAACCCCAAGCCUUCCUGCUGUUGACACAAGCUACAUUAACACGCCGCUCAUACAAGACUACAGGCACCCAUUCCAUAUGACUCCCAUGCCUUAUGACCUCCAAGGAUUGGACUUCUUUUCUUUCUUACCAGGAGACAAUCAGCAUUAUAGCACUUCCCUUCUGGCUGCUGCCGCUGCAGCUGUGUCUGCUUCAGAUGAUCAAGAACUCUUGCACUCCCGGUUUUUCCCCUACGCUUCGUCUCAGAUGUUCCUGGAUCAGUUAAACGCAGGAGGGAGCACCACCCUUCCGGUCACAAACGGCAGCAGCAGUGGCAGCAACAGCAGCCUUGUGUCCUCCAACAGCCUGCGAGAGACCCACGGCCACCCCAUAGCCAACAGAAGCAGCACAGACCCAGCUUCACUGUUUGGCGUAAUCCCGGAUAUUAUUUCCUUGGACUGAGUUUGGUUGAGUUGUCGCUGGACUGGCUAGAGGAGAGAUCUGGGGUUUUGUGUUAUCUUAUUUUGUUUAGGAAUGCAGACGAGCUUUUCCUUUUUGUAGGGAAAAUAUUAAGACAUGUACAGAGAACAAAACUAUAUUUUCAGUUGUACUUUUGUAUAUAAACAAAAGAUGGUUUGACUGGUAAAACAAAAAAAAUUACAGAAACUCCCAACCUAGUUUUUGGAUACGGAAGAUUUCACACUUCCCUUUCUGUCGUGAGUGGGUUUUUUUUUAAGCUUUGACUUCUAACUUUGUUUCUUCACAGUGAUACUAAUGGAAAAGAAAUGGAGUAUUUGAAGUCUUGAAAAGUUACGGGGGACUUCUAGUUCUGGAGAAAACAGAUAGCAUCCAGAGUAAUUGGAGGGGAACAGUUUUCCCCUCUUAGGGCACAAUCUGCUGGGAAUGUUUUCCUGCACAAGCUCCACUGAAAUGAUUGAGUCUUGUGCCAGUGAAUUGGGCCCUUCCUCUUUUUCUGUGAUUUACAUCGGUUCCAUAGCAUUCUCUGCCUGCCAGCUGGGUGUGUGGCUUUUCUGGAAUGUUCUUUCACCUGUUCUUUCCGGUUCUGAAAGUCUGUUCAGAACCUUCCAUGGUCCUUCAUUAGACCUCAUACUGUUUUGUUUGUGUGUUUAUCAUUUUUGUUCAUGAGGGAAAAAAUCCACAGGCCUCCUGCAUGUUAAAGCCGUUCCAUUGGGAGGUCUCUCUGAUCCUGAGCGUGAGGCAGAAAGGGUUCUUAGCAUCCAGCUGCCAUAAAGGCAUCCUAUGUGUUGUAUGCGCUGUGUUAAAGAUUUGCUUUCUUGAGGUGGUUCAACUGUGGCCUAAUGCUCAAACUUCAUUCCCCGGGACGUAAAAAAAUUGAUUUGUGAUUCUCCAACAUCAUACUGCGCUAUGACAAUAAGCCUAUCAGAAGGAAAUGAUGUAAUUUGAAAUCAGUAUAUUUUGCAGCUGACAACGACAAAUAGCAUACCAGGUUCCUUUCUGCAAGUAUAUAUAAACUAAAAGGUCCAGUCCUGUGCAGUUUUGCUUGGGAAUAAAUAUGCAUAGGAUUGGGCUACACUAGUGGCUCAGCUGUACACAAGCCUCAUUUUAGUUGUUUUGUUAUGGCUGAAUGUAAAAAUGUUCUAGGGUGAGCAAUUCUCCCUGCCAUGCAUUGGCUUCUGAAUCAUUAUUGAAUGGUUUUGCCUCCCUCCAACUGAACAUGUGAAACUGAUUCCCCUUUAGCAUUUGUCUCUGUCCUCCUUCCCCUCCUUGAAACAUGCAUGACUAGUUAGGAAAGAGUAUUUUGAAACUGGUGGAUUAUUCAAACGGUUCCUUUCUUACUAAAUAACAGAACAUGUAAAUAGAGAGAAAAGGAAUCUGUUCAUAGUAAAUGGGGGGGGGGAGGCAGCAAUUUUGAUGUAUCCCAAAGCCCUCAUUGGAGUGCAGAUGUGUUUUCUGCUGUGAAAAUACUUUAUAGCUAGCUUUUAAAAUCUAGAUUUACAACAUAUCAGGAAUUAAUAGGAAGGAAGGAGGGAGACACAACCAAACAAGAUUUUUGUGUGUGGCUGUGCUUUAUUAAAGACCCUGUUAGCUAUUUGUUUUCACAACUGUUUUUCAGCAAAACCUUCCAUUGAAAGCAAACCACCACUUUUUGAUCAGAAAUUAUCUUUUUUUUCCCCAACCAGUUGAGAGACUGCAUAAAUGUUCUAGUGGGUUUUCCAUAUAUGUGUCCCCUUUGCCAUCUUCAAAGCUGACUUGAAUUUUUAAAAUGUCUGUUCAUAUGUAUAUGUGUGUGUAUAUAUGUAUUUAUAGAUCUCUCUCUGUGUGUGUCAGUGUGUCUGUUCCAUGCAUGUGUAUUCCAUUAAUGUCCGGCUAAUACGUUUCCUUUGGCUAGUUUAUAAUUUAUUUAAUGUCAGUAAAAUUGAAAUAAAACAGGAAUCCUAUGUAAGUUCAAUCUAGCUUGGAGGCACCAAAACUGUUUUUUGAAAUUAAAAAAAAAAGCAGAAUGAAGCUUGUUUAAUAAUAAUACAACUUAAUAUGAAUUAUGCCCCGAUAUGUUCCAGUUGGAAGGGAUCAUUCCAAACACUGAAAAGCAAUGUGAGAGAUUUUCUGACUUUGGCAAGUCUGGUCACAAUCUGUGUGCUGGUGUUGAAAUUGACAGUGUUCGGAUGAAACCCUGUGGUGCUGGUAUCUGCUGGCACUGCCGUACCUUAAGGUGAAUGUUUUUUAUUAGGCACUUAAUACUCUAGUGUGGGUACCACCUUAGCUUGCAAAAUACACUGUAAGUGUGUCCUGUAGCUUGUUCUGCAUGCAGAAGGCUCCAGGUUCAAUCCCCCGUAUCUCUAGGUAGAGUUGGGAAACCACUUCCAGUCAGUCUGGACAAUACUGAGCUAGAUGGACCAGUGGUCUGACUUGGUGUGAAGCAUCUUCCUUUAUUGAUACCUGGCAGAAUAUGGUACAAUGAGUGCAUGAAGAUGAUGGACUGCAGCUGAAUGUAUUUAUGACCCAUUUAUUGUGAUGCAGUAUAAGCAUGUGUAACCGCACACUAGCAACGAUGUGAGGCUUCCCCCCACUGCACUUACUGUAGUUCAGAUAGUUUUUUUAUCCGCAACUUUAUCAAGAUUCUUCUACACCUUACAAAACAACAGGCAAGUCAGAAUUAUAGGAGACUUCCCAACCAUUCAUCAGGCUACUCGGAAUGUUUACUCUGCUUUUGAGUGCUGUUUGGCAGAUAAUAUGGUGCCUUUAAAUGCUGGAAAUAACCGUCUGCUUUGUAGUAAAAGGGAGCUGCCUGAGAGUGCAGUGAUGUUCAAUGUGACUUGCCUGUGAGGUGUUUUGGGGCAGGGGAGGAUUGCGUCUAUCCUCUUUCUUAGUCUGCGAGUGCUUGAUACAGAUCUAGAACUAUACGGGGCUCAAAAUCUGCUAGGAUUGGUUCAAUUUGGGGGGAAAGUCCAAUUAAUUUUGAAAUUAAAAGGUACCACCUGCCAUACUGAGCCUGCAAGUUCUCAUGCUGGUUUUCUAAUAAGUCCCACUUCUCAUCACGGGGGAGAGGGAGGGGAGGGUGUAGCAUUUGUAAGCAGUAUUGAGAAUUUGAGAAUAAGAAAUUUCAAAGCAUUAUGAAUGACGUAGGCCAUAUUGGGGGGGGGAUUCAGUCGGUCAAUGUUUAGUGUUCAGAGUGCUUGAAAACUGAAGGUAGCUAACUCUUGUUCAUUUAUUUUUUCCUCCUCCUUCUCUUGUUCUUCAUAUGAAACAAGAACAAGGAAUCUUAAUUCAAAGUGAACAGAGUUUCCUAGCCUGCCUUGACUUGUGUCUUACAGGGAAAUUGAUGUUUUUUAAACUCCAGAAACAACUUUUGAAAAGGUAUUUCCUAGCCAGAGUGUGUUUUGGUCUUUGGUUGUUUUAAUGUUGGAUAAAUAUUUUUAAAAUAGUUACUUGGAAAAAGGUUCCAUUUUGACUUUACCCGCAGUCUGUCAGUUUCUUUAAAAUACUAUUUUUUUUAAUUGCAGAGAUACAUAUUUUGGCUAACUUGACAUCCUGUUAAAUUUGAAUAGGUAAAGCAUUCUUUUACGCAUUUCAUAACUUGUUAGCUUUUUUUUUUUUUGUCCUUUUUUUCCCAACAGACAGGUAGAGAGAUGUAUGUGUGCUGCUUGGAUGUAUGCCUUAAUUUGUAUAAUUAUUUUUGUGUGUGUACCCAAGUACGCACAGAUGCAAGUUACUUGUAUAAUAGGAGGGUUAAGGGUGAUUUUGAAUCUCUUCUGUGGGCAUUACUGGAUGCAGAGGGCUUUUUUACCUAAAAGCAAAACCAAAUUAAACCUUUCUAAGAUUUAACUGAUAGCUUGUUGCUAAAGUCUUGCAGUACUUUCAUAACUGCAUUCCUGGAUUUUCUUUUCCUUGUCAAAGGAGAUAUCGUAACCCUCUGGAAGAGGGUACUGUUAGUAAUCUUCCACUGAACUAGCGUGUAGCCCUUAUUUCUUAAUGUGGUUAACCUUUUUCACUGCAUUAAGCAUUUCUGGGGUUUUUUUUUUUUCCAUAAUACAUUUUGGAAGAAUUGUGUGUUUUUACUGUGAGAGAACUGCCAGAGGCCCCCGAUGUGUGCUGCUGUUUGUUGCUUUAAUUAACAAAAGGGAAAACAAUAUGUAAAUAAGCAAAAACUAAAAAAGUUACUAAUUCCAUAAACUCAGAUCUGUGAUUCAUUGCCUUAACUUUCUCUUAGUUUUCCAUACAGCAUGCCAAACAAGUUUUAAAAGUGGCUUUUAAAAAAAUGUAUAGUAGACCAAUGUCAGUUUGUAUAAAAGUAUCAAGUGAAAAUAUUUAUUACAUGCAUUGGAAAAAAAAUGGUUUACCCUACUGAAUGUUACCUGUUUAUGUAAAACAUCUUUAGAUGUAAUAAAAAGCAUUAUUACGUUGUCUCUUCUGGAAUAAACGUUGCUG